This is a messenger RNA of Leguminivora glycinivorella, 4314 nucleotides long. RefSeq names its product dyslexia-associated protein KIAA0319. The record is from RefSeq and is a predicted model, not a curated record. Gene Ontology annotation, cellular component: plasma membrane; cytoplasmic vesicle. NCBI's taxonomy places the organism in Eukaryota, Metazoa, Arthropoda, Insecta, Lepidoptera, Tortricidae.
AAUUAAAAUCCAUAGUGAUAAUGAAGCAAAAUAAAGAUAAAACCUAAUGUAUUUAAUAUCAAUGAAUUUUAUCUCCACACUCACGUGAAUAUUACAAACCUAAACUGUUAUUGUUACUCCAAUUGCAAUCCAGAUAAGCAUUGGCCAAGCCAGAGUUGAAAGGCACAAGUUUUUACAAUAUUGACUAAUUUAUUUGAUACGUCUCUCCUACAUAAUGAUCGGUAUUUCGAACGCUUGCGUUACUUUGUGUAUUCUUUUACUCUUUGUCAACAUACGUGCUUCAUUGGCUCAAUACAGUAAGCCUUGGAGUGAUAAAUAUGAGAGCAAUAAGUGUCCAAAACUAUACCCAAAGAAUUUUAUCAAUUAUGCCCCAGUGGGUAACCUAACUGCUGGAAACUACUCAGAGAAAACAGGUCUCAAGGGUCUCCGGCAGUGUGUGAUGGCAUGCUGUCUGGAGGAGGCCUGCAACAUAGUGUUCAUCUUUGAUUCCCGCUGCUUCCAUGUGGAGUGUGUUAGUGAUGAGCUGUGCUUGCCGCUGCUGAGGGUCGGGAGCCCUAAGUGGGAGUCUCAUGUCUCUAUGAUACUGGUCAAGCCUGUGCUGCCCAGUGAAAACUGGUCUGACAUCCUAGAUCAGUCCAGCUACAGAGAAUCGGGCAGCAAUUAUUCUCCCGAAGAGGAAUCGGUUUACUCCCCGUACGCCAGGAACCAAAACCUUCUAACUGACGAUGAGGAAUCUAACUUCCUGUCGCAUUUCCUUAACAAUCUGCCGAUGGAGGAUGAUGACACUAGGCCGUAUGAUAAAUACAGAGAUAGUACUGACAAUGAGUUGUUAGUGGAUGCGACUAGGUUCCUAGAAAAAGUCCCAUGCGAGGUCGGCGCAUCGGGAGAUUGCCCCUUCAAUUCAGAAUGCAUUCCUCUCGGUCUGAAGACCCGCAAUGGCAUCUGCAAAUGCGUGCCCGGCACCGAAGAGAACGCACAAGGAGUCUGUGUACAGAUGUUGAGGCCUUUCUCUAAGGGGCCUACCAUCCCUAUGGACAGCAAGAAGAGUGAGGUGGCGGACAAAAUGGAGAAAUCUGAUGCGGCUAAGACUGUUCAGAAUUUGACGGUUUCCAUUGUUUCUAAAACUGUCCAACUUCCAGACAAUGAAGUAACUUUGGCAGCGUACACAAUUCCUGACGAAAAGGCUACGAUGAGCCACUACAAUUAUGCGUGGACGCUAGUUGACCAGCCCAAUGGUGGAUUCACAGGCAACAUGAACCAAAACGGUGCCACAGUGACUCUAACCGAGCUGACGGAAGGCCAGUACCGCUUCAAGCUGACUGUGAACGGUACUAACGCGUACGGCGAAGGGUUUGCCAACGUGACGGUGUUACCACCAUUAAGGGUGAACACACCACCGCAAGCGGUAGUGACACCGCAGACACAGACUGUGAAACUGCCGAAUUCUGUUGCUGUACUUGAUGGCAGCGCCAGUAAGGAUGACGACGCAAUAAUAGCCUGGCACUGGGAGCUCACAUCCGGCCCUAUCGGCUACCAGCCACCUCUGGAAGACAAACCCACACUAGUACUGAAGGACCUCAAGCAACCUGGCAACUAUACCUUCAAGCUUACCGUAGAAGACUCAGACCACGUGAAAAACUCCACGACUGCUAACAUUACAGUGUUGAACCAUACGGAUUACCCGCCUGAAGCUAAUGCAGGUCAAGACGUAAUAAUCUACCUCCCAAACAACAACCUGACCCUAAACGGGAGCCUGUCGACCGACGACCACGAGAUCACCUCGUGGGAGUGGACGAAGGCCGCUGAAGACGAAAACAAAGCAGUCGACAUGCAGAAUACUCAUUCGCCUUAUUUGCAGCUAUCCAACCUAUCGGAGGGCAUGUACACCUUCGUGCUAAAGGUGACGGACUCGUCAGGGCAGUCGUCGGCGGCCGAAGUCCACGUGUUCGUCAAGCCGCCGACCAACACCCCGCCAGAGGCUCAUGCCGGCCCUGACCAGUUCAUAUCCCUUCCCCAAACGUGGGUAACCCUCAACGGUUCGGCCUCGCACGACGACCACCGUAUAGUCGCGUACACAUGGCGCUGCCUCGUCGGCCCCUCUAACAGUACCAUCCUCAACUUCAACGAGUCCGUCGCCAACGCAACCGUACUCACCAAGGGCCAGUACGUUUUCUCGCUGACUGUACUUGACGAUAAUGGGAACUCUGCAUCGGAUAAUGUUACUGUCAAUGUGGCUCAGAACCAAAAUAGUCCCCCGAAAGCGGACGCUGGCGGAAACCAAGUACUGUACCUACCGCUGCCGGUCCUUAUUCUGAACGGAUCUAAAUCAUCGGACGAUUUCCGUAUCGUAUCGUGGAAGUGGAUGCGAUCAGGCUCGGGCUUGGCCGCUGGCACCGUCAUACUAGACUCGGACAAGCAACCUGUGCUUAUGUUAACGAACAUAGAGCCGGGCCGCUACGUGUUCGAGCUAACGGUGACGGACGACCAAGGCGACUCUGACAGAGACACCGUCAGCGUGCAGGUGAAGCCAGACCGCCUAGAGCGCAACCUGCUAGAGAUGACCCUCAACAUCCCCAUAUCGUCGUUCACGCAAACACAACUAGAGUCACUCAUUCAGAAGAUGACGCUGCUGCUCAAGGACGAUGUCAAGAUCAAUGUCACGGAAGUGCGCGGGGAAAUCGACUCGGGAAACACGCAGCUUAUAUUCUUCUUGUGGGAAAAUGGCCAAGCGAUGGAAGGCAUCCGAGCGCUAUCCCUCUCCCGCACCGGCCGCAGCGGCGGGCCGGAAGCCGCCGCGCGCGUGCGCACAACUCGCUGCCUCAGCACUUGCUCCGGGCGCGGCGUGUGCGACGACGCGACGCGCACGUGCCGCUGCGACGCCUUCUGGAUGCAGAGCCUGUUCGCCGCGCUGCAGCCGCACCACGCGCCCGACUGCGAUUGGUCGGUGGUGUACGCGAGCCUGGGGGGUGUAGCUCUUCUAUGCGCGCUUGGCGGCAGCUGUUGGGGCUGCGCUCGUGGCCUUAGACGACUGUGCGCUCCUCGCAAGCCACCGCGGAGACCGAAGUACAGGCUGCUGCCAGUUGCUGACCAUGAAGAUAAGCCUUUCACCGCCAAAGACCUGUCGGAAUCUGAGACGGAAUCUGACGUGCUAUUCGAGAGCAAGAGCAAAACAACCUCAUUCGCGACGCGACUCAUGAACGGAGAGGCGCCGCACAGCUACAAGAAGAACGGGCACUACAAGGGAACCAGGAAAGUGAAGACGUAGCUCAGAAGUUAUGUGGUGGCGCGGGCUCGAGCACAGCUAUGUUGGAUCCUUUGAUACCUUCGCGAACACAGAUGGCAAGACAGGUAACGUCUAGGACCCUUACACGAAAUUACUCUGUACAGGUAGUACUGCACAAUACUGAUAUGUACGAUACGCUAUAAUGCCUUCACGGGGCAUCUGUAUAGUGCGAUUGACAAGAUUCAAAAAGCACCUCAAAAAAUUAAAGAUCAUAAUAAUUUGAAGAGAACCUAGAAAUAUUCAAGUGUUUUUAAUACGACGUAUUGGAAAUCGACGAGCCUUUAAUAGUCCACUUCUUGGUCUAGUUUCAUUCGUCGAUAACUCGGUAGAAUUAAAGUGCAUGGAAAGCCACAGGUUGUAUAACGACUUGUGAAAGUCAUAUGUUGAUAACUAGGUUGAAACGGCUCGUGAAACUCAUAAUGACAUUAGGAUAUAAAAUCGCACACCCCGUAUACGUGCCCAACCCCUAACGACCAAUGAAAACAGUUCCCCAAUGCGGGUCCUAUGACAUGUUCUGAAGAUCUACCGCACCCCUCAAGCGGCCCUAUCGACCAAAGAAACUGAGCCAUAGACACUAAUGAACCAGCCAAUUGCCGCUGGUGUAACUGGCCCUAAUAGACAACUCCUGAUUUAUGACUAACAAAACUUUAGUAUAAAUGGUCAAUGACAGUGUCUUUUUGCCUUCGUGGCAAAGGCUACAGUCUGACCAAAAAGAGUAAACAUUUAAAAGUGGCAAGAUUGUAGUGUGAUCCCUUUCAAAUGAAUAUGUGUGAGAAAACGGGACGGCACGACGAUGUUGCCACUUUUUAAUUUUACUCUUUUUGGUCAGCCUGUAUUGUAGAAAAUUGCACGUUUUUGUAUUUACUUAAACGAUGUUUCGCUAGAUUUAAAAAUACAGUAAUAUAAAAAGAGGCGUUAGACGUUGUGAAAACAAUGAAAUAAUAUAAGAAUAACACAGCUCACGUGAGUCGUAUAUAUUUAGAAUUAGGUAUUUUUACUAGAAUGUCAUAUAGGUAAUUUUGUUAGAUAUA